Messenger RNA from Ipomoea nil (Japanese morning glory), 367 nucleotides. Its product is annotated as protein MEI2-like 6. Gene Ontology annotation, molecular function: nucleic acid binding. The record is from RefSeq and is a predicted model, not a curated record. The transcript has 3 exons. The coding region runs from base 41 to 367 and encodes 108 amino acids. NCBI's taxonomy places the organism in Eukaryota, Viridiplantae, Streptophyta, Magnoliopsida, Solanales, Convolvulaceae.
CAACAACGUUGUUUCGGCUUAUGAUUUCUUGUAUUUGCCUAUGGAUUUCAAGAAUCAUAAAAGCAAAGGAUAUGCAUUCGUGAACUUCACUAAUUAUAGAGCUGUAUGGAGGUUUUUUCACUCAUUUCACAACAAAACAGGUGUGUUCCUUGAAUCUUCAAAAAGCGUCAUGGUUGUUGCUGCUAAGCUCCAGGGGAAGGAAGCCCAGGUGAAGAGGUUUGAGUCGACCAUCUUCAACUGCGAAUCUGAGGCGUUUCUUCCGGUAUGGUUUAGUCCGGCCAGGGAUGGUUCGGGACGUGGUGUGAAGCAUAUGACGGUUGGAAAAUGUGGGAGGAAAACCAUCGUUCCAUCUUCUUUUGGAAAGUGA